Messenger RNA from Eremothecium gossypii ATCC 10895, 249 nucleotides. RefSeq names its product Kti11p (gene KTI11). The coding region runs from base 1 to 249 and encodes 82 amino acids. The transcript has a single exon. Gene Ontology annotation, biological process: protein histidyl modification to diphthamide. NCBI's taxonomy places the organism in Eukaryota, Fungi, Ascomycota, Saccharomycetes, Saccharomycetales, Saccharomycetaceae. The record is from RefSeq and is marked provisional. Gene Ontology annotation, molecular function: metal ion binding.
AUGUCUGUGUAUGAUGAAGUGGAAAUCGAGGACAUGACCUUUGAUCCCGACACACAGUUGUUCACCUAUCCGUGCCCAUGCGGGGAUCGCUUUCAGAUCAGCAUCGAUGACAUGUGCGAUGGCGAAGAUAUCGCAGUCUGUCCCAGCUGCUCGCUGAUGAUUAAGGUCGUAUACGAGUUGCACGACUUACAGGAGUACUACGAUGAGGCGGGAGUGGAACCCCCUGUGCCUCUUGUCGCGUCUGCAUGA